AUGCCCCCAAACGUAUUGCCCCUAAAGACGUUAAGGGAAGCCGCGGAGGGGCAGCUUUAUGCCCCUACGUCGGUAUGCGCAUGGGUGACCUGGUUCUCCGUUCCCAGGAAUUCCAGAGGCUCAGACCUAUACGUCUUGCUCCACCUGAGCGACAUCACUUUGUCAGGAGAGGGCAUGGAAGUGUUACGAAACUCCUCGACAGAAAGGGUGAUGCCAGAUGAGCCGCCGUACGUCACGUGCACCAUCUUCGGUCCUCUACACUUGCUGCCGCAGUUCCCAGCCCAGGAUGAGCCCAGAAUCAUCUACCUACACCGAACGAAAAUGGUGAUGUACAACGGGGAGCGGCAGCUGAGGGUCAAACUGGAGGAGAAAGGCGGCCCCAGCGGCGACACAUAUUCCAUCUACGCUGUGGCGGGUGUCGCUCACCCGGAGCGGGACCCGCCGGUGCUCAUCGCGACCUCCCACCACGUAACAAUGAUGCCGCAGCAGGACCCGGUUGCUCCGCUACGGAUCCAAGCCCUCAGGCGGUGGAUCCUGGAGACAAGGCGGAUGAUGCAGCUGCCGGGGCCCCAUCAAGCCCCAUCAGCUGCGCCCGCAGGCCAGCUGAGGCCGUACCAGCCGCCAGAACAGACCCGGGAAGUCCAGGACCAGGAGGCGGUUCUGAAGACGGUUCAGGAGCUGGCGCCGCCCUUAGCCACGGACCGCGUCACGCCGGUGGUGGGCCCUAUGGCGCCAGCCAGUCUCAUCUGCAAGGUCCUGGCCGUGGACUUCUCGCACUACCCCGACUACUACAUCCUUCAUGUCUGGGACGGCACUAAUGCAUUGCCAAUGCCACUGAGCUACACAUCCACACCUACCACCGCUGGCGGAGGGCCAACACCGCCACCGGCUUCAGCGGUUGGGUGGGUUCGAAAUCCGCAGCCCCUCCCGCGGCCUGGGGACUGGAUCAAGCUCAAGGACAUGGUGCCGCGAUUCGUGCAGGGCCAGCUGCAGCUGCUAUUUGCGGAGCGCAGCAGCCUCGACCACCGACCCGGGGUUCGCAACGCGGGUGCCCCCACGGCCGGGGAGAGCCGUGGGGAGCACCCUGCGCAAAAUCCCCCUCAGCAACGCGGCGGAGCGGGUGGACAGCCCUCCCCUUUUCCCCUUCAGAACGCCGCGCCGCGUGACCCCAGUUCCUGGUUGGCACGCGUGUGCCACCCCUGGCGGGCCCUGCCGCUCCGCACUCUUCGCCAGGUGCUCAUGCAGCAGGACACCUGCGACUGCACACCAGCGAGAGUCCUGGUCCGAGUCAUGGCGGUGCUGAAUCCCCCCCUGCCACCACCGCCAUCACCAGCGGUGUCAGCAGUGGCCGCAAGCACAGGGCCACGGGCUUCUACAACACCGUCUGGUCAAGACCGCAGCGACGUCAGCGUGGAUAGCACCAGCCCAGCGGCACAUCAGCUCCGGACCUCAUUGCUGAGGGCGGUGCUGCCAGCUGCUGCACUACGGUGCGAGCAGGAAGUGGUGGGGACACAGCUAGACCGGUCCGGCAAUGGCCGCACCUUCGCGCUGGCACUGCUGCUUCAGGACGCGACGGCCUCACUGCGUGCUGUAGUGCUCGGGGGUGCAGCAAACCUGUUUCUGUGGGACUUGCCGCCGCCCAGCGGAGACGUCGCCGCCCGCGCUGCAGCAACUUGGCAGGGCCAGCAGCGGCCACCGCAACAGCAGUCGGAGUCACAGCUGCAAUCUUCUGCGGUCAGCCAGUCAAACCCCCUGCGCGUCAUGACUCGGUCCAGGGCCAAGAUGGCUGCUGCUGUCCCGGCAGUGGCUCCCGAUGCAGCGGCAGCGCCGGCAACGGCGGCUCCCGAUGCAGCGGCAACGGCGGUGCCUCCAGCUCAACGGGAGGAGCCAGGUCAGCAGUGCGGACAGGCGGGCCUUGACGACUGGGACAAGCUCUUCAUGGCGCUGCGCUGGCUGUCCGAGCAAAGUGGCCCGGAGGGCACCUGGAUGGAAGCCGUACUCCGGCCCAUGUACCGAGAUCGCGGCAACCCCUGGCAGUCCGCGGUGUACAGCCUGGAACACACAGUCUUGCAGCUGCCGCAACACCUCAAGAAUUCCGCUGCGGCCGCAGAGCGGGGCCAGGGCAGCGCACCUGGAAUGGGGAUGGAUAGCCGCGGUAGCGUCAGGUUAUCACACCCUCCAUCCCGCCCAUUGCAAAUAAGUAUGGCACAUAUAGGGCGAAAAAGCCUCAUGCUGCAGCGCACCCACCAAGCGCCCUCCAGCCAGCAAAUUUAA
This is a messenger RNA of Volvox carteri f. nagariensis, 2274 nucleotides long. RefSeq lists its product as uncharacterized. The record is from RefSeq and is a predicted model, not a curated record. Gene Ontology annotation, molecular function: G-rich strand telomeric DNA binding; telomerase inhibitor activity. The coding region runs from base 1 to 2274 and encodes 757 amino acids. Gene Ontology annotation, biological process: telomere capping; regulation of telomere maintenance via telomerase. Gene Ontology annotation, cellular component: nuclear telomere cap complex. The transcript has 13 exons. NCBI's taxonomy places the organism in Eukaryota, Viridiplantae, Chlorophyta, Chlorophyceae, Chlamydomonadales, Volvocaceae.